AUGGCAGCCUCAAUCAGAGCAAACUGCAGAAAGGUCAUCUGUAUUGGCCGUAACUAUGCCGACCACAUCACAGAGCUCAACAACACGAAACCAAAGCAGCCAUUCUUCUUCCUGAAGCCGUCAUCCUCAAUUCUCUGCCCCGGCGAGGGCCCCGUUCUGCGCCCGAGAGGCACAAACCUACAUUAUGAGGUCGAAUUGGGUCUCGUAAUGGGCAAGCAGCUUCGCGAUCUGGACCCGAACGAUAACAAGGGAGCUUUGGAUGCGAUUCACAGCUACCUCCUCACAAUUGACAUGACCGCGCGCAAUGUCCAAGACGAGGCGAAAAAGAAGGGCCUGCCCUGGACCAUUGCGAAAGGCUUCGAUACCUUCCUCCCCGUUUCCCAGCAAAUCCUGAAAUCCCAAAUCCCCGACCCGCACAAUGCCUUCCUCCGCCUGAGCGUGAACAACCAAGCGCGCCAGGCUGACUCUUCUGGAUUGAUGCUGUACCGCAUUCCCAGACUACUGGCGGAGAUCUCGCGCGUGAUGACUCUGGAGAAAGGAGACUUGGUUUUGACCGGAACACCCAAGGGUGUUGGUGAGGUCAAAUCUGGUGAUGUUAUGAAGGCGUCGAUUGAGGUUGAUGGGAAGGAGAUUGAAGAGGGCAAGAUUGAUGUUGAGGUCAAGGACCGGGAGGGGAGGUAUGAUUAUGGCGAGACCUAA
Molecule: messenger RNA, 699 nt
Organism: Aspergillus versicolor CBS 583.65
Lineage: Eukaryota; Fungi; Ascomycota; Eurotiomycetes; Eurotiales; Aspergillaceae
Product: fumarylacetoacetate hydrolase family protein
Exons: 3
Coding region: 1-699 (232 amino acids)
Cellular component (GO): mitochondrion
Molecular function (GO): acetylpyruvate hydrolase activity
Source: RefSeq, a predicted model, not a curated record